GUGCGUGUGCGCGUGCGCGUGCGCGUGCGCGUGUGCGUGUGUGUGUGUGUGUGUGUGUGUGUAUAUACACCCGCGCGUCUUUAAAAGGCGGGCUAAAACAAACGGAGGGGCGUGGCCACAAGCGAGGUCCAUACUGUCCAAACCACGUGUUAGGUGGUAAAGUCCCGCCUCUUCUGUUUACGUUACCUGGCAAGAUGGCGGCGCCCAGAGCGUUCCUGCACCUGGGCGCCCGAGAAUUGAAUGGGCGAGCCAGGGUCAUCCAUAGCAUGAGUGAGUUGGGGACCCCAGACAGCAGUCGGGAGAAGAAAAGGACACUGUUGCAGUUCCUCUCAGAGCACUUCCAGGACAUGCAGGCUCUGCGAGAGUACUUGCUCCAGAAACAGAUCUCUAGAGUCAACUGGCAGAAUCGACCCUUCACUAAGAUCCAGGAGAAAUACGGCCCGUAUGUCACAGGCGCUCUCUUCAUCCUGAAGCAGGGAGGCGCAGUAAAGUUUCAGGACAAGGAGUGGAUCCGGCAAAAUGACCGUGGCCAUUUUCUUGCUGAGUUCCGUCAGUUCCAGAAGGUGCCUGUAGAGGCCGUGGAUGCCAGUGGCUGUGCCAUCAACUACCAGGGCCUGAGUAGCCUCUUGCCUCUGAAGGAGCUGCGGUCCCUGUCCCUGCAGCGCUGCCCCAACUUGGACGACUGGUGCCUUGGCCGCCUCUACCUACUGGCUGGCUCACUGCAGGAGCUCUCGCUGGCUGGGUGCCCCAGAAUCUCAGAACGGGGCCUUGCCUGCCUCCACCACCUCCAGAACCUCCGCAGGCUGGACAUCUCAGACCUCCCUGCCGUGUCCCACCCACGUCUCACUCAGAUCCUGGUGGAAGAGAUGUUGCCUCAUUGUGAGGUCCUUGGAGCUGACUGGGCUCCGAGUCUGAAGCCGGGGCCAGACAAGCAGCCUCUGGACACAUCUAGUCCCCUCUCUUCCUAGCCUGUGGCCCCACUCUUGAAGGGUCUUUGUGGAGUAUCUGAAGUCUUCUCACAGUCUAGCUGCUGGUGUAAUUCAUUCAGCACAUAGGAGCACAGGCAGGUAAGAAGACUGGGUCAGGACUGACUCAGUGCUGCCUGGUCAGAUAGCCCUCCAUGCACAACUGCAUGAGCUCCAUAGUUCCCCAUUACCCCUGUUUGUCAAGGAGACUUCCCCCAGACUCUCCUCAUAUGUGUUGACAGGGACUGUGGCUGACAUGAAACACUGCUGGCCCUUUACAGCGAUAGUUCUUCCCUGUGCCUACACUGACUAAAGACCAGCGGCACCCCAAGCCUCAUGGCAUUACCUACUGACUUACUGACUUGCACCUUCAAAUGUGGGGGUCUGAGUGUGUCUGCCCAUACCACCCCCAAAUGGAGAUGAGUGAGUGAGUGAGUGGAGAAAAUUCAUUCAUCUAGCACACCAGACUUUGACAGUAGAGGGCGCUGGAGAGAAUCCAAAGUGCUGAGAACUGCAGGGACUUAAAGUGUACAAUGUAGCAGGGUAUCCAGGUGCUACAGAGCUCAGUUCCCCUAGCACCCAGAUUGCUGGAUGGCCAGCAGCUUCCCCUGGCACCAUGUUACCAGUGGUCGUGUCAUGACUCAAUACACUGCAGAAAUGUGUGAUUCUUUCUAUUAAACGUUUGCUCUUCACAUUA
Molecule: messenger RNA, 1662 nt
Organism: Arvicanthis niloticus (Nile rat)
Lineage: Eukaryota; Metazoa; Chordata; Mammalia; Rodentia; Muridae
Gene: Dmac2
Product: distal membrane arm assembly component 2
Source: RefSeq, a predicted model, not a curated record